UGUCUAAGAAUCAAUACUCUAACACAUUUCUAUCCAUUCCAGAAAAAUCGAGUUUUAAUGACGAUUUAUUCCCAGAAAGGCUCGAGCAAGAUAUGAUCGAAUAUACUGAAAACUCGUCUGUCCAAGCAAAGGAUCUGUCAUCGUUAACCAAAGAUGUCAGAAAUUUAGAAGAGUCGUUUUCCAAGACAAAUGUAUCCCUAAUAAAGGUGGUCUUGGAAGACGAAGGACUUUUGCAAGUACCACCGAUAUAUCUUUCGCCAGGGCCGAAAUCAGUCACUUCCGUGCCUGCACUGGGAGAAUACACAGAUUCUUCGAAUGGCGAAUCGUUACAAACUACUCCCAUUAGAGGAGUUGAGAUGAUGAACCGUUCGGAUGUGUACGCUGUGUUUCGGUCACGCUACCCUGUGGAGCAGUGGAAGGCGAUGGGAUACUUCACCGAACACUAUCUGGAGCUGAUCAACCGCCAUUGGCUGCAGUUCCCGCCACCCUACCCCAGGUCGCACUACAUCCUGGCCGCGCUCUACACCAUCAUCAUGACUGUCGGCGUCACCGGCAACUUCCUCGUCAUCUUCAUGUUUUUGAGGUGCCGCUCUCUGCGCACUCCAGCCAACGUGCUGGUCAUGAAUUUAGCUCUGAGCGACUUCUUCCUGCUCGCCAAGAUGCCUGUCUUCAUAUUCAACUGUUUCUACUAUGGCCCAGCCCUCGGGGAGAUAGGUUGUGAGGUGUACGGGUUCCUAGGUGGACUGACUGGUACAGUGUCCAUCAUGACUCUUGCGGCCAUUGCUCUGGAUCGCUACUACGUCAUUGUCUACCCGUUGGACCCUCUCCGAAGGACCACUCGUCAACGAGCUAGACUAUGUGUGGCUUUUGUCUGGUGUUACGGAUGUACCUUCGCCAGCAUGCCACUUACUAACUAUGGUUUCUCCAGAUAUGUGCCAGAAGGAUACUUGACCAGCUGUAGUUUUGACUACCUCAACCAGUCAUUUCACAGUCGAGUUUUCAUCUUGGUGUUUUUCUUUGCCGCUUGGGUUGUACCCUUCAGUGUGAUCACUUUCUGCUACAUCAGGAUAUACCGAGUGGUCAUCAGCGGGUCCAGUGGAGCCUCAUCUCGGAGAGGCCAGGAGGAAGAGAAGAGGAAGACUGAGAUAAGACUAGCUGGAGUUAUAGUUGGUGUUAUUGGUUUGUGGUUUUUAUCUUGGACACCCUACGCCAUUGUGGCGCUUUUAGGUGUUUCUGGCAAUGCUCAUCUGCUCUCACCUUUAUCGUCUAUGAUACCAGCACUUUUUUGCAAAACAGCUAGCUGCAUAGAUCCUUACGUGUAUGCGGUUACUCAUCCAAGAUUUAGAAGAGAGUUCCGAAGAUUUUUCUGCAACAGGCAAAUCAGAAAGAGAUUUGAUGCGGGCAAGACUCAGUGUUGGAAAACAGAGAGUUCUCAAAUUCCUGGGAUGAUGAUUGGUAUUAGACAUCCGAGAGUAGAUUAUUCUCUGAGUGAAGAAGAUGUUGAAGAAAUGGUCGUUAUGGUAGACAACAACAGAUCUCAAAAGACAACUUACUUUCCUGCGUCUACCAUAGCUCCCGAGGAGCACAACCUCUGUGAGAUAACUUUUCCUCCAGAUUCACGGACCAGUGAAAUACUCCAGCAUCCAUCGUGGUUCAUGCCUCCACAACCACGCAGAGAUCGAUCGACUAGUUUGAAACUCACAAGUAAGGUGUCUAAAAAUAUGUGUUCUGAUCCCACUUCAGUAUAGAAGGUAUGUAGCUAGGACAAUGAACAGGUUACCAUUUUAUGUAAAGAGUGGUGACAAAACAAAAUCAAAAUUAAUGUAAACAUGGUGGAAUGUUAUGGUGGAAAGUUAUGGAUCAUUUUAACAGAAAGGUUUAUACUGGAAAGUAAAAGGGACAUAUAAUCUAGU
This is a messenger RNA of Macrosteles quadrilineatus (aster leafhopper), 1913 nucleotides long. Its product is annotated as opsin, ultraviolet-sensitive-like. Gene Ontology annotation, molecular function: G protein-coupled receptor activity. The transcript is spliced from 4 exons. Lineage: Eukaryota; Metazoa; Arthropoda; Insecta; Hemiptera; Cicadellidae. Gene Ontology annotation, cellular component: membrane. The record is from RefSeq and is a predicted model, not a curated record. Gene Ontology annotation, biological process: G protein-coupled receptor signaling pathway; visual perception. Bases 93 to 1748 code for a protein of 551 amino acids.